GCCUGCUCUCUUCCUGAACUCUCACGUCCUCCAACUACUACACGUCUAUCCUUCGCAUCUAUCAUGUUCAUCUGUCUACCCAUCAUCUUUGGAUUGUCUGACAAGGUCAAGCCUGAGAAGAACCAGCAGCCUCGCGUCUGCCCUCACUGCCGCAAUGCGUCCGUCGUAAAGGCGAAGAGGACGAAAUGGUUCGAGCUCUUCUGGAUCCCCCUCAUUCCCUUCCACUGGAAGCAUAUAUGGGUCUGCGGGAUCUGUCAUUGGGCGCUGCCCAUACCCAAGGAAGAAGGCCAAUGGGAGCCCCCUCUUGCCGGUGGACAUCCAGGAAGUGGUCCAAAUGGUCUACAGACGGGCGCACCGAAGGAACGCGACGGCUACCAGCCAGCCUAUCUCAAUCCGAAGGCUUGAGCAUCUGACCUGGCCGUUCACUCGCCGACUUCCUGUCCUCAUGCAGCCAGCAUCCACGCCUGGUUACACGUGUAAGAUGAGUGUCCUUACACUGCACUGUAUCGGACUAUAUGCCUCCCUAUCUGCUGUUUCUCCGCCUAUACCGAUGUACAAUAUAAUGAGGCUGCGGCCCAUGUCGAAUCCAUUGUACUUGGCGUCGUACGUGGCCAAUUUCAUGCAGCUGCCAAAUCCUGUUUUAUUUUGAAGGCUUCAUGAGCUCUUCGACCUCGCAGGACAUCGAGCGCAGGAAUCGCUUUUCGAGAGUCUACUAGCCGUAUCGGU
Messenger RNA from Schizophyllum commune H4-8, 726 nucleotides. RefSeq lists its product as uncharacterized. NCBI's taxonomy places the organism in Eukaryota, Fungi, Basidiomycota, Agaricomycetes, Agaricales, Schizophyllaceae. Bases 64 to 405 code for a protein of 113 amino acids. The transcript is spliced from 5 exons. The record is from RefSeq and is a predicted model, not a curated record.